AUUUAUGUAAAAAAAUGAGAUCAAGUGAAAAGAAAGAACUGACAACAUGAGAUUACAUUUGUUGAGCGGUUAAUGAUAAUUGUUGAUUUGCGUCUUUUGAGGAGUUUGAGAGCUAAUUUGGAUCAUUCAAAAGGGGUUUCUAUGAGAAUUCAGAUUGCCAACAGGAAACUCAUUUUGGAAGCCCAUUUCUUUGUUGAUUCUAGUGUAAUUGGUAGCGUGAGCUGAACUUCUGGGAAGAUUUGCUUAUUGGCUUUUUUUGGUUGGUGAGAGGGAUUCAGAAUUUUGGGUCUUUAUUGAAAACCCGUUUAGUAGUUGAUUAGUGCAGUUAGGAGAUUGAGGGGGUUUUCUCGGAUUGUUUUGGUGGAUUUUGAGAAAUUUGGAUUCGUGGCAAAAACUAUCUCAUUGCAAUUUGGACGGUGAGAUCAAAUUCGUUUCCCAUUUUUCUGCGAACUUGAACUUUUGGGUGUCUCGUGCGGAUUUUGGAUUCUGAUUGUUAAAUUAUUGGUCAUUCACCUUGGAAUGCUGAUUGAAAUCGAGGGCAAGGGAAUAGUAAUUCGUUUCUCUCAUGUGGUUUUGAUAAGAUAUUGUUGUUGGAUUGAGAGCAGUUGAAAAGUUGGGGAUUUGAGAUCAAAGAUUGCAAAUUUCUAUUUGUGGGUUUUGGCUGCAUUGAGAAUUCAGGAUCAAGAGGUUGGAAUCUCUUACUUUUAUCCAUAUCUUGUGAUAGGUUAUCUGCAACUAACAUUUCUUUUGUUAUUAAUUGUUAAUAACAUUAGGAUCUUUCACUGCACUGAUUUUAGUAUGCUAAACUACUAAAGAUCAGAGGAAUUUUAUCUCAUCCGUCUUUUUCUUUCUUCUCUUGCCAUUUUAAUAAAAGAGAGUACUUUGU
Rubroshorea leprosula is the source of this 886-nucleotide messenger RNA. Lineage: Eukaryota; Viridiplantae; Streptophyta; Magnoliopsida; Malvales; Dipterocarpaceae. The record is from the annotation of a GenBank genome assembly.